GAAGAAGGAUGGCGCACGCGGGGAGAACCGGCUAUGACAACCGGGAGAUCGUGAUGAAGUACAUCCACUAUAAACUGUCGCAGAGGGGCUACGAGUGGGACGCCGCAGGCCCCGAGGCCGCCCCCACGCGUGGCAUCUUCUCCUCCCAGCCCGGGACGCACCCCGCCGCCGCCGCCCCGGGCCCGGCGCUCAGCCCCGUGCCACCUGUGGUCCACCUGACGCUGCGCCAGGCCGGCGAUGACUUCUCCCGCCGGUACCGCCGGGACUUCGCCGAGAUGUCCAGCCAGCUGCACCUGACGCCCUUCACCGCCAGGGGGCGCUUCGCCACGGUGGUGGAGGAGCUGUUCAGGGACGGGGUGAACUGGGGCCGCAUCGUGGCCUUCUUCGAGUUCGGUGGGGUCAUGUGCGUGGAGAGCGUGAACCGGGAGAUGUCGCCCCUGGUGGACAACAUCGCCCUGUGGAUGACCGAGUACCUGAACCGACACCUGCACACCUGGAUCCAGGAUAAUGGAGGCUGGGACGCCUUUGUGGAGCUGUACGGCCCUAGCGUCCGACCCUUGUUUGACUUCUCCUGGCUGUCUCCGAAGACUCUGCUCAGCUUGGCCCUGGUGGGGGCCUGCAUCACCCUGGGUGCCUACCUGGGGCACAAGUGACGUCCCGGGCCUUCCCCCAAACCAAUAUGCAAAAGGUUCACUAGAGCAGUAGAAAUAGUAUGCAGCGUCAGUGACGCACCGAGAAAUGCAGUUGUGGUCUCUUUAGAAAGAAAGCAAAACACAACACACACACACACACACAGAGCUUUCAGGCAAAACGUUGAAUCAGCUAUUUACUGCCAAAGGGAAAUAACAUUUAUUUUUUACAUUACUAAGAAGAAAAAGGUUUAUUUAUUUAAGACAAUCCCAUUGCAGCUCCCGUUUUCUUGGAAACCCUAUCACUAGCUGCCAGGCCGGCGUGUGCGCCUCCCCCUGUGGCGCGGCCGUGCCCGGAGCGCAGACGCACCUGCUAUCGGAAGAGCCUGUGCGGAAGCCCAGCCGAGGCCCCUCCGGGAUGGCAGAGGCGAGGCCGGGGAGAAGGUGUUCUUCUCCCGGUUGCAGUCACCGGCCCUGGCGCUGAGCCGUGGCAGGCAGGGUUCUCAGAGGGGCGGCCAUUCUUCCCUGAAGAACGGGCACUUGACCGUAGGAUGCACACGGUACUCACCCCAUGAACGGACUCACCCCGGGAACUUCUUCAGACGGACGUGGUACCCGCUGAGACUUCCCCAUCGAAGGACAGGGAAGGGAAACAAACAAGAAAAAAAAAAAGGCCCUUAAACCAUAGGAAAGUAUUUUUUUAAGCUACCAAUUGUGCCCAGAAGCAUUUUAGCAGUUUGUAUACGCUAUCAUCCAGUACCUUAACCCCUGAUUGUGUAUAGUCCUAUAUUUUGCAUAUGUCCCCCGUCCCCUCCAAUACUUGCUCUGUGUGAGUAGGAAACAGAAUCCUCGGGAUUGGAGGAGUUGGGGUGUUUUGGUGACUUCUUCGCCAUCAGGAAGACUGGAGUCACCCAGACCAUCAGGCGGCCACAAGUGCCUGCGUUCAGGAGACUCACAUCUGCAGAUGCGGCCUCCGGGGAGAGCUUCAAACAGAGCAGUGUGGUCUCCAAAUGGCUGGAAGCUGAGCGAGCUCAGAGUUUCCACUGUCAAGAAAGAGCAAUAGGGGGUGUGGAGCCCCCCAGAUGGGCCUGCUCACACAGGGAGUGCGGCUGCGUGGAACACAAGUCUUCUGAAGACACGCGUCACUGGAGGGAGGGAAGCGGGCUCCAUGCCUCUCCUUUCCCAGCAGAGGGACGUGAGGUGUAAGGGGAGGAAACGGCCCAAGCCCUUUAGGCCUCUGUGCAUGCGUGUUGGCGGCCCUCAGCCUGUCUUGUGGCUCAGGGAAGGCUUCGGAUGACCUUGAGAGGGUUGGUCACCUGUCCUAAAGGAAGCGUUGAAAUGAAGUGUCAUGGAUUAAAUGACCUAUGUCUAUGGAAUUACAUGGGAAACAUUGUCUUGUCAUUGUAGUUGGUUUUGUUUGAAAACCUGAUAGAGGAAGAGAGGGGGGAAAAAAGUAGUCCUAGGUGUGGAGUGUGGGGAUUAGAUGUUCAACCUGGGGCAUUAAAAAAAAAAGGUAAUAAUAAUAAUAAUAAUGGUGGAAAGUUGUAGAGAAGUAGCAAAAGACGUGAAAGCUCUGGCUAAUAAAUGAGAAAAAAAGAUUUUGAGUUUAGAACCAUCCUGGAGACAUUUGUGGAAGAACUUUGUGGCAUUAUCACAUUAUAUACCAUUUAUCUGUAUUAACUUGGGAAUGUACUAUGUUUGAUGUUUAAUGCUGUGGUUGAUAUUUCAAAAGCUGCUUUAAAAAAUACAUGCAUCUCAGCAGUUUUUUUAAAAGUAUAUUUAGUUAUAGCCUCUACCCUAUUUGUUAGAGAAAAAUAUGUUAAUUUUCCAUCAGAGAUAUUUGUGUCUUUGAUACUUCAGAAGCAUUUUUUUUGAGGCGGGAUCAGCCCUGAGUCUCAGCAACCUGAGCAACCUCACUUUCUCCCCCACUGAAGCUCUGUCUGAACCAGUGCAGCCCUCCGUGUGUGCACUUCUGGAUCCACAGGACUACUCAUUGUCACGUAUCUAUUGUUCCUUUGACCUUGUUUCUUGACAGUUUACUUGUCCCCAGGCAAUUCAGCAUUUUAACUCAUGUUUCCUAGGAUGACAUGCAUGUCUGGCUCAACCCAUGGGGUUCAUUCAGUUGGAAGUCCAGAUGGGAAAGAGCCAAAGGACAAAAAUCUGGCCAUCACGGUGGGCCCUGCCAGGAGUUGCUUUGGUGUGGCUUAUUUCAACAGAUGCAUCCAGAGCCCUCCUUCCGCAGUGCCCUUCCCAGCGGCCUUCUUUCCCAGCCCUUCCUGGAAUUCGAGGGGUUCCCUGAGAAAGCCGAAAACCCACCUCGGAGUGGCACAGGCUCCGGCGGGGCUCAGGGAAAACAAUGGCCAGACCUUUUGAAUGAUCCUGCUUUUUGUAAGCAAAUUCUUAUUUUCUGAAAGGUUUACAUGCUCAACAUGGUGAAUAGAGGAUUUCAAACCUUGUGCUGCUAUCCUGCAUGGAUCAUGUUCCUGGCGUCGGGUUGCAGUACAUGGCGCAGAGGCCGGAUCUGCCAAGCUGCUUUCAGAGUAACGUGAAGAACACGGACUUCGGUUUUGUUUUGUUUUUUAACUAUAAAGCUCAUUUUGUCUUUUGUUGUUGUUGUUGUUGUUCAAACUGGGAUAUGCAGAGUAUUUGAAAAUGUAUAUAUAUUAAAAGUCAUGGGGCCUAACUUCUGGCUGGUUUCCUUUGGGAGUUUUGUUGUCUGAUUUUAAGGGUAGUUGCACCCAGCCACCCAACCCCAGGACGGAACAGUAUUGUGGCUCUAAGAGUAGUGGAUGUUGCAUCUUUCUUCUUGUUAAACAUGUUAGAAGCAAUGAAUGUAUAUAUAUAUAAAAGUCUCCACUAGUCCAUUUUUUUUCCUUCUCUUUUUGGUUUUGUCUCAACCCUUUUGCAGUCGGGCAACAGAGAACCAUCCCGGAGAAUGUCAUAUUGAGCAGGGACUCACACCUGAUUGUCAGUUCUUCUUAAUACUUUGAAUCUUCUCCAUGUUGGCUGAGGUCGGAAGAGAACAGAACACACAUGCUCCUCCCAGAUGGGAUCCAGCGCUGUUCAUGGAGCGCUCAAGAAGAACUGCGUUCCACGACUUCCCUGUGCCCUGGAAGCUUCACUGCCUGGGCAGCCCAAAGGAGGAAAGGAAACAGCCCCCCCCCCCAGCGAAUCUGCAAGAGCUCACAAUGUCUGUAGGUUUAAGCUUUGGAUUAAGAUUACAUUUUGAAUUAAGGACAUGCCUCAAAAACACAAUGUGGUGGUCUCAGGUCACUUGUCUCUGCUGAUGGUAAAUGUCUAUUGCUUAUACCUGACGUGGGGGUGGGGGCAGGGCUGGGGGGGGCAUGCUUGUACAUCCAAGAACCAUUAUAAAUCUGAUAGUGAUAAUCAGAAUUAAAUGUACACUAUUGGGGGGGUCCCAGUACAUCUCCAGCGCUCACAUAAGAACCUAUUAAAUGGACAGAACUGCACACAGUCUUUAUUUGUCAUUAAACUAAAACAAUUCAUAAAUGUGAGCUUCAAGUCUAAGUCCAAUUGUACUCUGAGGGCAGUAGCUGUUUUUAUACUUUCUUAUCACUUAUAGUUAGAAACGUAUACCUACUCUAUCAGAAAAGAAAAAAAAACACAGGAAAGGGCUUGAAAUAUAAACCAGCCUAAGGAAAUUAAGGAGUCAGUGGAAAUUCCAUUCUGAUCUUAUUCUGUGGUGUCUGUUGCAGCCCAAACAGAUGUGGUUACACACUUGAAGAAAUACAAUUCCACAUUGUCAGGCUUAUGAAUGUUCCAAUCAGAUCCGUAUUGUAACUCAGUUUGAAUCUCUCAAGGAUAUUUUUUUAGAAUUAUUAUUACUAUGAGACAAAGGAUAGUUGUGAAGGUAGGAGGGAGAAGAAAAUGAGCAAAAUAGUCUCAAGAUUGGGCCAAGGAGGGGAGGUUUUCAGAAAGCCCAGGACUCUGGGAGUUGAGAACUUUCUAUUGAGUCAACAUGAUGUCUUCAUGAAGGCCCCUAAGCAUCAAGUGAAAAUCAUUUUUCAUUUCUGUGGUGCAUUAGGAUUCCAGAGCUAUUGGCCCAGUUCAAAGACGAGCUUAGUAGGAACAGGCAAUAUUAUGUUUCCGCUGGCGAUGUCCUAAUGGAUAUUAACAAUAAACUUGCCAUUUUAACCAAAAGGCUAUUUAAUGACCAUCUUCUAGUUGGUAGGAACAUCUGUUUCUAAAUGUCUAUUAUCCACACACAAAAAGUUUAAAUUAAAUUAAACAUUGUGAAGUGGUAUUGGGUAAAUGAUCAUAGGAAUCCCUUGGCCUUACCCAACAAAUCAUUCCAUCCUACCGUCUUUGGACAACCAUGAAAUCUGCGUCUCACUGGGCACAAAGAAAACCAGAUGGAGUAUGAAUGGUACCACACCAAUUCAUCAUGAAUUGGUGCCCUAGAAAAACACACUAUUCUUUUUCAUGUACCAAAACUAAGUACAGAAGAUAAAAAGCACGUCUGGAAGGUGGGAAGGCCAGCUUACCAGAAGUGCUGGUUCUGUUACCCAUCGUGAGAGCCACGGCUCUGCUCAGCAAUGCCACACAUCCCGUCUUCAUUUUGGAAAUCUGCAGUGGGCCCAGCAGCUAGCUCAUUUCAUUAAAUUUCUCCCCCCAGGGUAGCGUCGAAAGGAUUGACGGCUGAUUAAAUUUGGGGAAGGGGGAACUUUCCUAUGGAAGUUGUGGGUUUUCUUUUUCUAAUACUAUCAAGUUUCCACCAAUUUUUGUUCUUGUUUGGAAUUACUGGAGGUAUUUUUCUUUUAAAUAAAUAAGUGUACAAUAAAUAUUUUGUAUUGAAAGCUUUGGUCAUCAAGAUUUUCAUAAUUUUACCUUCCACAGGCUGCUUUUAAGAUUGAUGCUUUUUAUAGGGGUGGCUGAUAUCCACAACACUGUACAUACAAAAAGAUUAUAUAUAUAUAUAUAUGCUAAGCAUACUUUACAUAGUUAAGUAAAGUGAGUCUUCAGUUAGCAACCAUUAAACAUAAUGGCACUUUGUUUGUGUUGUUGGAAAAUGUCACGUUGCCAUUAACCUUUCCUUGUCUAUCCAGUUAAUUUUGUGAAGAAAAAUAAAGUACAGUGUGAGAUAUCAA
This is a messenger RNA of Dipodomys ordii (Ord's kangaroo rat), 5737 nucleotides long. RefSeq names its product B-cell CLL/lymphoma 2 (gene Bcl2). Gene Ontology annotation, molecular function: protein heterodimerization activity; protein homodimerization activity. The transcript has 3 exons. Gene Ontology annotation, cellular component: mitochondrial outer membrane. The record is from RefSeq and is a predicted model, not a curated record. The coding region runs from base 9 to 653 and encodes 214 amino acids. Lineage: Eukaryota; Metazoa; Chordata; Mammalia; Rodentia; Heteromyidae. Gene Ontology annotation, biological process: negative regulation of intrinsic apoptotic signaling pathway; intrinsic apoptotic signaling pathway in response to DNA damage; extrinsic apoptotic signaling pathway in absence of ligand.